AUGGACAUUGAUAAUGAGAACAUUUUGGACUUUGACAGUGGUACUCAACAACAAGAUUCUCCAAAUGUGAAGACACCAAUUGAAUGCUCAAUAAGAGUUGAGAAUAAGGAUGAGAACCAAGAACACACUGCACAACCAACUGAUGAAGAACCAAACCAAGAUUCUGGUGGGUGUGACGAUAACAGUCAAAAUAAGAGAAAGUUAAGAUCUGUUGUUUGGAAUCAUUUUAAAAAACAAAAGAUUGGAGAUGUGUGGAAAGCAGUGUGUAAUAACUGUGGGAAAAAGCUAUUGGCUGGAAGCAAAAAUGAAACUACGCAUUUGCGUGAUCAUUUCAAAAUAUGUCCUUUGAGGAAGCAAAGAGAUAUAAAGCAGUCUUUGUUGCAUCCUACUAAAUCAAAUGAUGGGGGUGUCAAGCCUGGUUCAAACUCUACAGCAUUGUCCCAGGGCUACACAUCUGAUAAUGAUGUUGAGAAUGAGGGUUCUUACACUGAAGAAGUUGAAAAUAUUACUUUGUGCAAGUGA
Molecule: messenger RNA, 522 nt
Organism: Prunus dulcis (almond)
Lineage: Eukaryota; Viridiplantae; Streptophyta; Magnoliopsida; Rosales; Rosaceae
Exons: 3
Coding region: 1-522 (173 amino acids)
Molecular function (GO): DNA binding
Source: RefSeq, a predicted model, not a curated record